AUGGGAGGGGUUGUGCUGGCGGCAGCAGCAGUGCUGCUGGCUGCAGUGGUGGCCGUGGCGGCGGCAGAACUCGUGCCGGUGACGGACAAGGACCUGGAGUCGGAGGCCAGCCUGUGGAGCCUAUACCAGAGGUGGCUCAGCGUGUAUAACGGGUCGCUGGACCUCGGGGAGAAGCCGAGCAGGUUCGAGACGUUCAAGAAGGACGCUAGGUACGUCAACGAGUUCAACAAGAGGGAGGACGUGCCGUACAAGCUCGGCCUCAACCAGUUCUCCGACUUGACCGACGAGGAGUUGGACAGCGGCAUGUUCACCGGAGCCUUGCCCGAAGACGCCGGCAACGUCAGCCUCAGCAGUGGCAUGACCGACGACGAUGAGCUGCUGGCUUCUACCGCCGGCAAGGGAGCUGUUGGGCUUUCUCGAUGGUGGCCUCUGUCGAGGGCAUCAACGCAAUCAAGAGAGGGGAAACUGCGGACACUGUCGGAGCAAGAGGUGCUCGACUGCUCCGGCGACGGGAGCUGUAAAGGUGGGCACACGUACGAGUCAUUCGAUCAUGCCAUCAAGCACGGGUUAGCCUUAGACCAGCACGGGAAUCCUCCGUACUACCCUGCCUACGUUGCCCAGAAGAAGAAGUGCAGAUUCAACCCGAAGAAGCCUGUGGUGAAGAUCAACGGCAAGAGAAUGAUGAGAGACACCACCGAGGCGCAGCUGCGGUGGCGCGUGUACAAGCAGCCAGUGUCCGUCGUCGUCGAGGCAAACCGCGCCUUCAAACGCUACAGUGAGGGCGUCUUCACGGGACCUUGCGGGACGCGUCUAAACCACGCGGUCUUGGUCGUGGGCUACGGAACUACGGCGAACGGUGUCAACUACUGGAUCGUUAAGAACUCGUGGGGCAAGGGCUGGGGUGAGAAUGGCUACAUCCGGAUGAAGCGUAACGUGGGUACCAAAGCGGGUCUCUGCGGCAUAUACAAGAAGCCCAUGUACCCCAUCAAGAAUAACAUAUACAGGAAGAUGAUAAAGGUGCAGAAAAAGAAGAUGGGAGUGGCUGUGUUGGCAGCAGCAGCAAUGCUGGCUGCAAUGGUGACCGUGGUGGCAGGAGAUGUCCCGUUGACGGACAAGGCGGACCACCUGGAGUCGGAGGAGAGCAUGUGGAACCUAUACGCCUAUAUAUACGAGAGAGGUGGCCGGCUCAACGUGUUACGUGUAAACGGCGAUGUCGCAGGAUGA
Miscanthus lutarioriparius is the source of this 1224-nucleotide messenger RNA. The record is from the annotation of a GenBank genome assembly. Lineage: Eukaryota; Viridiplantae; Streptophyta; Magnoliopsida; Poales; Poaceae.